Molecule: messenger RNA, 864 nt
Organism: Fomitopsis serialis
Lineage: Eukaryota; Fungi; Basidiomycota; Agaricomycetes; Polyporales; Fomitopsidaceae
Exons: 6
Coding region: 1-864 (287 amino acids)
Source: RefSeq, a predicted model, not a curated record
AUGGCGGCGGGCGCCACUGGGGAUGUGGAUGCCACCGAGCAGCUCGACGGGCCAUCUGGCACGGCCAAUGGCCAUAACAAGGGGAAACGGCAAAACCGGAAGAAGUGGAGAGCCCUUGCCACGCGCGCAAGGCCGCGAAAGCUACUCGAUCGCCUGCAGUCUACCAAGACGACGAUCUUGCGCAGGAAGACCCUGUGGGGGAGCCCCGCGGAAGAGGCGCAGGGUCACUCCGGAGAAGAAGCACCAGCUGCAGACGCUUUCACGACCGAUCGCACGCCGCCUGUCGCCGGUGCUCUGACGGAAGGAGCACUGCGCUUUGCUCCCAUCCCGGAGCAGUGCAGGAAGGGGCGUCCGGGGUUCCAGGCAAACCGGCAUGCAUGGGCGGCGCAAGAGAAGAGACGCUUACACAAGCUGAGCAUCAACGUUGUCCGAGUGUUCAUCAGAGAUGAUGGGAUGGUCGAGUCCUGUGCCAGUGAUGUCGGAUACCCUGCUACCACCAGUCACAGAAAGCGAUCCAUCUGCACAAAAUAUCAGGGAGGAAGCCCUGAGAUCAUCGAACUCGACAGCUUUGAGCCCCAAGCGCCUCAUAAUGAGCCCCCGCCACCCCACAAUGAGCCCCUGCCACCUCAAAAUGAGCUCCCGCCACCUCCCAAUGAGCCCUCGCCACCGCGAGCGCACACGUCGCUGUCACCUCCCAGCGCGGAGGAACAGGAACUCCAGCGCCUGGCACUCGCCUUCCUCCAAAAGUACAUCCGCCUCUUCGACCGCAACCGCGCCGCCCUUGCGGGGCAUACUCGCACGCCGCGACGUUCUCCGUCACGACGCACGAUCCCUCGAGCCCAGCAUCUCGCCGUCGCUGCGUGA